Molecule: messenger RNA, 585 nt
Organism: Prunus armeniaca (apricot)
Lineage: Eukaryota; Viridiplantae; Streptophyta; Magnoliopsida; Rosales; Rosaceae
Source: the annotation of a GenBank genome assembly
AUGAGAGACACAGAGGUAUACGCCCCUAUUGCAGUACCGGAGCAAAAGGCAGGAACAGAGAGAAAAUGGUGUGCAAACAAAACAUUCAUUACUGAAUUAUACCUUCCAAUGUAUCUAAGAGACUUUGGAGAUGAACCAUCUUUUGGGAACUUGCAUUUUCCCACAUAUCUGCAAGAUAAAAGUAUCAAUUAUAGUACUAGUAAAGCAUGGCUUUCAAUAUUUUCAUUGCCUCGUCAUCAUAUAUGGAGGAUUCCGAGGUUGAGUGUAAUGCAAGGAAAUGCAGACUCUAAAAGUAGAGGCUCGGAAUCCCAGGUUCCGAGGCAGUUUGGUCAUCCCAGGUUCGAGUGGUUUGUGAUGUUUCAUGUGCGAAGGAGGUGUGAAGUAUAUGUUGCUGCUUAUGCUGACACGUGUCUACUACCUACAGAAGUGAAGAGUGCACCAGAAUGUGACAUGUGGGGCUUUGGGACAGGUGGUGGUCUCUGCGUGGCUCUCUCAUUUGAGUCAUCUCAUCACCAAAUCAUUGAAAUUUGGGUCAUCUUACCAAACCACAACCCAGAAAACGGGAUGGACGUCUCUCCACACUAG